This is a messenger RNA of Exophiala bonariae, 2043 nucleotides long. RefSeq lists its product as uncharacterized. The coding region runs from base 1 to 2043 and encodes 680 amino acids. Gene Ontology annotation, biological process: amino acid catabolic process. Lineage: Eukaryota; Fungi; Ascomycota; Eurotiomycetes; Chaetothyriales; Herpotrichiellaceae. Gene Ontology annotation, molecular function: L-amino-acid oxidase activity. The record is from RefSeq and is a predicted model, not a curated record. The transcript has 2 exons.
AUGAGGAGUAUAUUCUCACUCGCCGUGACAUGCUUGUCCCUGUUUGGGACUGGCACAGCAAGUCCCGUUCGCGGUGGUGUUGAAGUGGUUCGCUUCAAAGGUCCCUUCACUGUUGAGGCAAAUUCGGUACAUAAUAUCCAUGUGGAAUGCUCUGACUCAUCAUGGGAAGGCGAGCUCAGUAUUGUGUAUGGCGACUGUGACAUGCAAGAAGUCCAUCACCAACACCAUGAAGUUGGCAGAACAACUGUCAAGCGACAAACAUUUCCAGAUCGCUUUGUCUGGGUAACUCCUAGCGACGCCGUUCAUGGUGGCUGUCUUCAUGCCUACUCGGGAUCAACAUUGCUUGGCCGAUCCAACCCAAUUGCCGUCUCAAGGUCUUUACGGAAGCGUCAGUCGAUUUCAGAAGUCGCUGACACAGAGGGACCUUGGUUCGAUGGGGUCUCAUUCAUGGAGUCCAAGAAUGUCUCGACCACUUUCGUGUCGGAGGCCAAGAGCAAGGAUAUCGCUAUUGUUGGAGGUGGUAUGUCAGGCGCCAUGACCGCACUGCUUCUGCAAUCUGUCGGUGUUGAAAAUUGGCAUAUCAUCGAGUCUUCUCAACGAAUUGGUGGGCGAAUCAGAACGAAAUAUUUGAAUGGAUCGAAGCCUGAAGACUAUCAGUAUCAGGAGAUGGGGCCAAUGCGGUUUCCAGUGUCAGUGAAGUACGCUGACACCAAUGAGACGUUGGAUAUUGAAGAUCAUAAAUUGGUGUUCCAACUUGCCGACUAUGUCAACAGUCUCAAUGGUAAUGACUCAGCCCUUGCGGUGAAGUUUAUCCCUUGGAUCCAGUCAUCUCCCAACGUACCUGGAAAUUCUCGAGGCUAUCGACUGCCCAACGGGCGCAUCCCAAGCGCCUCUCAACUCAGGGCAAACAGUUCUCUCGCCGGUCCGGCUCCGCAAUAUUUCGAUGAAGAUGCUGCAGAUGCCGCCGAGGAAGCUCUGUCAGAGUUCAUCAAUGCCACCAAUGAGAAGUGGCGUGCGGCCGGACGUAAUGUGUACAAAGCACAUAAACAAGCGAUUGAGGAUGGCCUCUUCUCCUGGUCUGAGGCUAACUACCUCAAAUAUGAGCUCGGGCUCGAUGCGAACCUGACUGAUUUCGUGGCUGGCGCUUCUUCCAUGUCCCCACUUUGGGGAGAUAUUUAUGACAACAAUUACUUCGCGGCAACCACGUGGCGUACGAUCGAUAAAGGCCUGAGUAGCCUUCCACGAGCAAUUACACCCCUGGUCCAAAACAAGACAACUUUCGGACGAAAGGUAGUGGGCUUGACCUGGAAUGACGAGACGAAUAAAGUCGGAGUUAAGUGGAGAGACGAUCCGUUUGCUCAAGUGCCUGAAGUUGAAGAGUAUGACUAUGCCGUCGUUGCCGUUCCCUUCACCAAGGUUCGUCUGUGGCGCAAUCCGACUUACUCGUCUCUGCUGUCGCGUGCCAUCAACACGAUGAAUUACCAACAAAGCUGCAAGGUGGCCUUGCAUUACAAGACACGUUUCUGGGAGGAACUUUCUCCACCCAUCAUUGGAGGUUGUGGAAGUACUGAUAUUCCUGGUAUUGGAUCCGUUUGCUAUCCAGCAUACAACAUCAACGGCAGUGGUCCCGGUGUCCUCCUAGCCUCGUAUCAGUCUGGCACGGGUGCACGUUCUGUAGCAGCACUCUCCGAGGAGGACCACGUCGGUCUUGUACAACGCGCCAUGGUUGAAGUCCAUGGUGAGAUCGCCGCUGAACAGUAUACCGGCAACUUUGACCGACAGUGCUGGGAAGUUGACGAGCAUCAGGCUGGUGCAUGGGCUGCGCCUUUUGUUGGACAGCAGGAGCUCUAUCUCCCUGCGUACUAUAAGACCGAGUUCAACACCAUUUUCGUCGGUGAACACACGAGCUAUACUCAUGCAUGGAUCUUCUCUGCAUUAGACUCGGCUGUGAGAGGAACCACACAGCUGCUGUUAGAGCUAGGUCUAGUGGAUGAGGCCAAGGAGAUCGUAGACACAUGGAUGGGGAGAUGGAUCUCCGUAUAA